Messenger RNA from Hippocampus zosterae (dwarf seahorse), 5340 nucleotides. Its product is annotated as cingulin-like. The transcript has 15 exons. Bases 412 to 4944 code for a protein of 1510 amino acids. The record is from RefSeq and is a predicted model, not a curated record. Gene Ontology annotation, molecular function: actin filament binding. Lineage: Eukaryota; Metazoa; Chordata; Actinopteri; Syngnathiformes; Syngnathidae. Gene Ontology annotation, biological process: actin filament organization. Gene Ontology annotation, cellular component: actin cytoskeleton.
UUUGUGUGAUGUACCUCACUAGUAGUCAAGUGGAUCAAGUAAAAAACAAAAAACAACUGACCAUAAUAUCAUACAUUUUGCGGACAUUCAGAGGAUUUGAAGUGACGGUGUGGUAAUCCUGUUAAUCUUUUGACCUCGUUCCUCAAAACUAAUGGAGUUUGUCAACGCUGUCGAGGAUUACGCAUGUCCGACCCUUCUCCGCACAGCUUGUUUGUAAUUUACGUGCUCAUUUUGUGAGCAAUAGGACAGCUUUGCUGGUGGAUGAAUAAUUUAUCCAGGUCUCCCUUUGGCCUUCACAUGUGGAACUUUAUAUAUAUAUAUAUAUAUAUAUAUUUUAAUCAGAUUUAUUUCCCCACUUUGCUGUAAAAAGUUGGAUUUUCAUUCAGGACGUUCUUCAGAUCCUCACUGAAAAUGAUGUCCAAGGCUCCAAGGUGGCCCGAGGUCCUGGUUAACAGUAAGAUUCCUAAACCUGCACAAAAGAAAGGAGCAAAGGAAUCCUCAUCAUUAACAGCACCCCUAUUUAGUCGAGGUAAACAGGCUGGCAGCAGUGCACCGAAAGCCACUUUAAAUGGCGGAGGAAGGAGCGGCGGGGGCGGCGGCGAGAAAGACGGUAAAGCUGGUGUCACUUUGAAAAGAAGCAGCCACCAAGGUCGCGGGGGUCACUGGGCCUCCGGGCCAUCGUCGGCUCGUCCAUCCAGACCCGCUCUGCAGCUCUGCAGCAGCCGGAGCUUUUCAUCCCUCGACACUUCUUCCCUCACGAGCGUUCCCUUCAUGAGGAGCAGUCGCUCUCUCAACAGACUCGACCGCAGAGCGACCGCAGAUGACUCCGAUGCGGAAGCGGAUUCUCCAGUAAGGAAGGAAACGAGGUCUGGAAAUAAAAUCCUCAUUGGUGGAAAGUUGUCCUCUCAAGAGCCAGUCGGGUUUGUUGUUUUUCGUAUGUGGUCAGUCUCUCGCAUCGGCUUGCUCAAUUUAAUUCAUGUUUUUCAUCACGGAAGGACUCCUGAAGAGCUCUGGCAUGCCGACGAUGAGGAAAAGAAGCAAAUGAGCAGCUCCUGCGAGACGCUGAAAUCAUCUUCUGAGCUUUCUUGCGCCGCCCGUCCUCAACAAGACGACAGAGUCGAACAAGAGAGCAACGGGAGGGAUCACUCACUGCUCACGAGGAGAAAACGCAAUUUGAGCCAAACCGUCCCUGCAAGCACCCAACUGGAACUAAGCAGUAAGGAUGAUCCCGAAGCGGGCCGCUCGCAAGAGGACGCAUGCCGCGAAGGUGCCGAGGACUCGGAGAAACCGAAAGAAGACGAAAGCCGACGGCAGCAAACGAUGGCAGAAACAUCCGCCGCCAUAAACUGCGCGUCGCCUCCCAGCCCGUCCCCCACUUCCUCACCCCGCACCGAUUCGCCGUCUCAUUUCAGUCCGACGCGGCAGGCGGGAGCAGUGGCCCCUCCAUAUUCACCGUCAAGUGCGAUGCUGUCAAAUGAAGACGGUUCUGAUCAAGAGUGUCGUCCUUCUGAGUCCGAAAGAGGGCAACUUGUCCGAGAGACGCAGAAGGAACUUUAUCGGCUUCAGCAACUCAACAAAAAACUGCAACAAGAACUGCAGCAAGAAAGGGAGAGUCACGUAAGAGAAAAGAAUGAUCUUCUAUUCAAUUCCAACUCGCCAUCGACGCUGCGCCGACUCCACGAGACCAACCGUCAACUCCACGUCGAGUUGGAAGCACAAAAGAGAACGCAGGACGAAGCCAGGGAAGCCGAACUGCGUCAGAGAGUCGACCUCUUAGCUCAACAAGCCCAGCUGCUCGCGACGGGCGACGCCAGCGCGCUGGCUCAGGCGCGCUUAGAGCAAGAACGCGGAUGGUUCCGCGAGCAGCGGACGGAGUGGCGACGUUGCGUCACCUCUUUGAAGACCCAGCUGAGCUUCAGCGAAGAAAAGAGGAAAGAGUCGGAGCUGCGCGCCGCGCGGCUGCAGGAGGAGGCGCGCGCUCACCGGGCCGUCCGGGAGGAGGCCGAGGAGCUGAGGAAGGCUCUCCGGGAGGCCGCGACGCAACUCCGCACCGCCGAAGAGGCGCAAGCUCAAAAAGAGUCUCUCCUGCAGAAGCAUCUCGCGCUCCUUCAAGCCAGCCAGGGACGAGAACGUCAACGUUUGUCAGCCGGUUUGGCCAGCGCGGAGCAACACUCGCGACAACUUCAGGAGAGAUUGGACGGAGCAGAGCGGCGAGUCCGGAGUCUGAAUAAGGCGCAAAUGCGAUGCGGGGACCUCGAGGACACCCGACAACAACUCCAAGAGGAGUUAGCUGCCUCGCGGGCCGCGGAGCAAAAGUAUCGAGAUACAAAAGAGAAGACGGAGCGAGAAUGUCAAGAGCUCCGGGAUCACCUGGCGCAGGCGCGGGCGGAAAUAAGUCAUCUGCAGGGUUGUUUGAGAACCCUGGAGACGCACCACCGCCACCUUCAACGUUCGUAUGAGAGCAUCUCCGAGGAACUGCCGGCGGUGUUGGAGAAGGCGCAGCAGAGGGAGGCCGAGGCUCAGGAAAUGCGAGACGGCUUCGAGGGGCUCCUCGACGCCAAGGAGCGAGAGCUGAACGAGCUGUUGCUGAAGAUGGAAGUCUUGGGUAAUAGUCUGGAGGAGACGGAGGCGCGAUUCCACGACGUGCUCGAGGUUUGCACCUGCGCCGCUUCUCGGGCGGGGUCUUUGGAGGCGGAGCCCCGUUUAAAAGACGACGGCGGGUCCGAGGAAAGAGACACGUUCUCUGCUCAGAACAGCCCUCGUCACGCAAGAGUCCGAUCCCACUCGCUCGGCCCGUCGCAUCGGUACUUCGUCGCUUCGGGAGACGACCCGCACCGCUUCACCGCAGCCAUCCAGAUACUUGAAACCAAACUCUUUGUCACGGAGGAGAAGCUCAGGGAAAUCACCCGACGGCUGGAGGAACAGCGGGAUGGCAAGAGCUCCCCGAGCCCCCGUCUCGAGCGCCGGCUGGCUCCGAGUCCGGCCUCGGCGCGGCAUCUCAGCCGGACCGGGCGCAGCCGGCGCUUGGCUCAGGAGACGGAAAACCUUUGCGGGCUUUUGGCCGCUCGCUUUCAGUUUGCGCUGAGCGUCGUACGAAACUGCCGGGAGAGACUUCAAACGAGCGCCGCCGCGGAAUCGACGGAUUUCGAGGACGCGCUGUCGGCCGUGGAGGCGUGUCUUCGGCGAGGACGCAACGAAGCGGAAGAAGAACGACGACGACGGGCGGAGGACCAAAGCCCCGAUGAUGUUUUGGACGGGAGCGACCGUAGCAACGACGCAGAGGUUGAACACGCCGGCACGGCGCGUUCGGAGGACGUCGGGAGUGUCGGGGCGCGUUUGAUGAGAGAAUUAAUCGUCGUUGAAAAAAUACUGACGGUCCUUAAAAAACCAAAUGAGCAACUGCAAUUUCUAGUGGCAAGAGAAGACGGGAUGACUCUUGCACGCAGGUACCAAGUCAUCACCUCGCAAAUAUUACGCUUAAAAAAGACGCCGCUAGAGGAAGGGGGGGCCGCAGAGGACCACCGAAUCAUCAUGAGAGCCUGCACCGAAGCCGAGUUAAUCUACGCCGCCUUUAAAAUCCAGCAACAAUAUCCGAAAGCUGCCGCCGACUCCAGUCACCCGACGUUUGUUGAAGAGCGGGAGACGGGGAAGGACGCGGGGUUCGAGAAAACGGCAACGUGGCUUCAACCCGAGGACACCCGGGAUGAGAAAAGGCCGCCGUGGUUCGAGCGAUUACUCGCGAGGCUGCAAAGACGAGCCCAAGUCAUGUGGCUGCUGAGUCAGGAGCUGGCGUGUACGGAGGAAAACCCGGAAGCUGCCUCCGGAGUGGACCCCCAGUGGAUGCUGGAGCAAGCAAAGUUGGUUUAUUUGUCCGACAGGCUGUACUUGGAUUUGGAGCAGGAGCAGCGGCGUCGCGUCAGCUUGCAGGACAAAGUGCAGGCGUUGCGCAAAGAGCGGGAGGCCUCGUUGACGGAGGAGCGGCGGACUUUUCAUCACGCCUUACGCCAACUGCGGGAGGACAACAGAGCACUGCGACAGGAACUGGAGCACGCCGAGGAACAGAUCAUAUCCAUGGAGACGGCAAAGCAGAGACUUCAGGAAAACCAGCAGAGAAUCGAGGACUACCACCAGGAAAAGAUGCAAAAACUACAAGCAGAGUUUCAAGUGAAGAUGAAGGAACGGCAGCAAAUCCACCGAGAGGCGAUGAAACGUUUGAAUCAACCGGGCAUGAAAGACUCGGUUUCCGAAGAAGAAGAACACGCUGCAAGCUUGAAAGAAAAAGGCCACGCAUCGCCAACGGAGCAGCGAGAAGACGCCCCGAAUGACUUGGACACUCAUCAGCUCUUUUGUGGCGGGCCUUUGGAGGAAAUGCACAGGAAGUCGAUAGCGGAGCUGCGGCGGCAGCAUGACAAACAGGUGGAGGAACUUGGACGGGAAAAGGAGCGGCUGAUGCAGGAAGAGACAGCUGCCACCUUAGCAUCCAUGAGCGCAAUGAGGAGAGCCCAUAAAGAUGACCUGGAGAACCUUCGAGAGAAUGAUGACAUCACACAGAUCCACAGUGACUAUCACAAGGCGAUGGAAUCACUGAGGAAGGAGCUGGAGGAGUUGUCGUUUCAACACCCUCCAAAAUGCCUCGAGAACUCCAAGCCCAGAGCCGAGCUGCAAUUCGAGAGAAAAUCCAUCUCGAAGCAGAGAGAACAUCCAGAGAGGAAACCGGAGCAGGAUAAAAUGCACACCCUCAGCCAGAGCAAGAUGAAGGACUUUUGCAAAAACAACCACGACGAACCCCAUCAGGAUGUCACGGCCCAAAGUCAAGAUGUCAGCUUUGCCACUCUGCCUUCUGGUAAAGUGGCACGUGGAGAGAAAAAUGUGGUCCAUUGGAAUAUAAUUGUCAGAUGUCAACGCGGUGAAUCCAAGCCACGCUGCAUCGGUGAAGAAAAGUGACAAACCGUCUCUCCUACGUCGGCUUAGAGCAUUCAGGUCAAAGAGUUUGAAAGAAGGUAUUUCCGGCCCAGAAAGGAUGAAGCUGCUUGAUUCAACAGAAAAAUAAAACUACGCUGAACAUAUUUUGCCAUUAGAUGUGGCAAAUUGGGUUGCCUCACCGCAGGCCAACUUGCAAUACGGAACUGAUACCACAGCAGGUCGUCAAUAUCAUAUCAGCCAGGCAUCAAUCUGAUGUAUGACAAAUAGCCUCAGGGAACGCUCACUUGCACUGUACACGCACGUCUAUCGAAAUUCUGCCUUCACAAAGACGAUUUGAUUGUUCGGAGCUGCGGCUGGAAUGUGGCAACGGCAGCCAUCGCGAUUUGGGAUCCGCUUUCCAAUCAUUCACAGUUGCAG